CUCUAAACUGGAACCGUCUACAAAUUGUUCUGACGCCAGCUCCACGAUUCGGAACAGAAACACAAUGGACGGGAGUUGGCUGACACUCACAACUACAAGCAAGUGCGUUUUCUCCAGUCCUUCCUGCCAGUGUUCACCAAUGUGUUCUGGGAUCUGAGGUCCUGAAACUCCCCUCAUUGAAGCCAUGAGCGGGGAAAAUGAUCCACUUCAUCCAAGCAGCGAGUUUCUCUCUUUUUCUCCUGCUCUAAGUAGGGUGUUUGACCUUCUGGUCCACUAUGUUCCCGGUGCUGCGGGCGCCGGCUGUGUUUCUGACCCCAGAAUAAAUCAGGGCUAUGCAGGGCCUGGCAGAGCUCCGGACACAUUUCCUGUGACGGCCGAAGGGAAACUGUUGGCUGCCUGAGACCGGGGAUGAUUCUUGGCGCCUGGGGGAGCCGGCGGGAGCGAGGGCGGGAUGAAGCCAGCUGUAAGGGGCGGUGACCGCACUCGGGAGACAGCUCCGCGCCCUCAGGCGGGACAGACCCAAGCGGGGAAUAGCUAAGGGGCCUCCAAGAUGAGGCCCGCCCUCGCCCUGUGCCUCCUCUGGCAGGCGCUCUGCCCUGAGCCGGGCCUUAGCGAGCACCCCACAGCCGACCGCGCCGGAUGCUCGGCCUCGGGAGCCUGCUACAGCCUGCACCACGCUACCAUCAAGCGUCUGGCGGCCCAGGAGGCCUGCAAUCUGCGCGGCGGGGCGCUCAGCACUGUGCGCGGAGGCGCUGAGCUCCGCGCAGUGCUCGCUCUCCUGCGGGCGGGUCCGGGGCCCGGAGGAGGCUCCAAAGACCUUGUGUUCUGGGUUGCGCUAGAACGCACAAAAUCCCACUGCACCCAGGAGAACGAACUGCUGCGGGGUUUCUCCUGGCUGUACCCCGACGGCGGCGGGACGGAAAGCGAGACGCUGCAGUGGGCGGAGGAGCCCCAACGCUCCUGCACCUCCAGGAGUUGCGCGGGUCUCCUGGCUACCGGAGGGAUAGAACCCACAGGCUGGAAGGAAAUGAGAUGCUACCUGCGCGCCGACGGCUACCUGUGCAAGUAUGAGUUUGACGGCUUGUGCCCCGCGCCGCGCCCUGGGGCCGCCUCCAAUUUGAAUUACCGCGCGCCCUUCCAGUUACAUAGCGCCGCGCUGGACUUCAGCCCCCCGGGGACCAAGUGAAAGAUGAAAAGAAAAAGUGGAACUCCUUUGUGGAUCUGAGGAUUCCUACAGAAAUUCCCCUUCCCCUGAAUUCCCUCUGUUCAACUGAGGAGCUGCUUCUGGCCUGGACACUCCUGCCUUGGAAGGACUAGCCAGAGGUGGAAGUGCUUUAGGGUCUAUUGGGGGGUGGGGAAUGCCAGGAGGACGUUUUUCUUUUUGUCUAUUCUGGAGAAUUCGAUUGAAAAUUUCAAAACAUUGGAAGUAAAAAGAAAGCAAAAUACAAUAUUUUAAAAUUUUAUUUUUACCAAAAUGGAAAGCAAACCUGUCUACAUUGAUCGUGCUGGGAGGAUAUUGGUUUGAAAUUCCCAGACAGAAAAUAAAGGAUUGUUGAUAAUACAGGCUCAAAUGUCAUUGGUUUCCUCAAGGAGUAAUUAUUUAGGAAGAGCAGCUGGGGAGCAUACUGAGUAUAGCAACACGAGUGCAGUCUGCUUUUAGACUGGGGAAAAUCUCUUAAGUCCUUGAAAUGAGGAACAAAUCUUUAAGGACUAGUAACCUUUUCCUGGGUUCUUUUAUCCUUUGCUUUCAAAGUCCCUGCUACUUGUAUACUCUGCUAUAAAUCCAAAGUGUUGCCAGAGUUGCUGGCUGAGGAAGCAAAUCACAGUUGACCACCAAUUCAAGUGCUUACUGUGUGUCCUUGACCAAGGAAACAAAUAAUUUGUUUUCCCUUUCCAGUGUUUGCACUCCCUAGUGUAAUGACCUCCCCAACCAAAGUCCUCUCCUAAACUUCAGGAUGCUGAUCCUCACUUCCAAUUACGGUGAUGUUAAUUCUCAAUUAAAACAUUAAUGCUAAGUAUUGAUUGGAAAUUUUCUGGGGACAUGAAAGCAAAAGUAAACUGGGUUUCCUCCAAAUCUGCUAGGCUCUUCUACACUUUGUAAUCUGUGGAAAAACUUGAAUGCCAAACAAUUUCCUAUUCCCCUCAAUGAAAUUGUACACAGUGACACAUGCCCAACUUGGAAGAAUUACAGUUUAACAAGUCUACAUGCCAAAGGCAUGGUAAACAGCUUUCCAUAAAAAUUAAAGGUAUAAUCAAUAAAUGACAAAUGAAAAUAUC
This is a messenger RNA of Choloepus didactylus (southern two-toed sloth), 2277 nucleotides long. RefSeq names its product C-type lectin domain containing 14A (gene CLEC14A). Gene Ontology annotation, molecular function: extracellular matrix binding; extracellular matrix protein binding. The coding region runs from base 551 to 1186 and encodes 211 amino acids. The record is from RefSeq and is a predicted model, not a curated record. NCBI's taxonomy places the organism in Eukaryota, Metazoa, Chordata, Mammalia, Pilosa, Megalonychidae. Gene Ontology annotation, cellular component: extracellular matrix; external side of plasma membrane. The transcript has 2 exons. Gene Ontology annotation, biological process: cell migration.